Messenger RNA from Sycon ciliatum, 2136 nucleotides. Its product is annotated as serine/arginine repetitive matrix protein 1-like. Bases 190 to 1620 code for a protein of 476 amino acids. The record is from RefSeq and is a predicted model, not a curated record. The transcript has 3 exons. Lineage: Eukaryota; Metazoa; Porifera; Calcarea; Leucosolenida; Sycettidae.
UUCAAAAUGUGAGCAAGUGACAAUAGCUCAUGCUCAGGAGGAUCAUCGUUUGCUCGCUUUUUGACUCUCAACCAGCUUCUCAUUCCGCCAGACCAAUGGUUGCUGUAGGUGCUCACACUCGAUUCUAAGAUCAGGCGAACGGGCUAGCUGCCAGAUUCUCAAACCGAGUGACAGGGCUACACGGCAUCUAUGGAGGCUACUCUUGUAUCGCGUGGUGACUUUCGAGGACACCUGGAAGAUCGAUUCACCGAACGCUGUCCAGACUAUGCUGAGGUUGGUGAGAAAGUUUUUGAGCGACCUGUUAUAGUCCCCUGGCCUCCAGCGGAUCUAUCCCACCGUCACUCCGGGCACAACCACCAUGGUUCAGCCAGUGGUGAUGGCAACGCUGGUGCCUUUGACCGUCGUACGCAAGAUACAUGGUAUCGCCGUGACAACAAGUCUCGCUAUGAUGAUCGAAGCUCGGCUAGUAACAGCGGCAGCGGCAGCAAUUAUCAGAAUCGCCGCUAUCGCCGUGAGCCAUACCGUGAUCUGGAUGAUGUGCGGGAACAGAAAACAAAGUAUGAAGAACGGCAAGAUGAAGCUGAAGAUGUGGCCAACUUCUUGGAUAACUACCGUCGCACUAUGAUGGAGGCCAAGGACCAUGAGAAAAAAUCUACUGAACCGUCGGGCAAAUCUCCAGGAACAUCCAAAUCUAGUCUAGCUGACACUGGAGCAGCGUCAGCACUGGCUUCUCGGCAGCCUAGUGCUGCUGUUCCUGGUACCUCAUCCAAACCGGGCCAUUACAACCUUCUUCAGCAUGUCUUAGGAUCUUCGUCACGGCCCACUAAAACUGCUGAACCUGCCCUAAAUGAUGCUGCCUUGGCCCCUUACCGGAUAAAGCCCGGUGCGAAAUCUCCCACUUCUGAAGAGCGGGAGGUUGGCACAAAACACCACCCGCUUCCCCAUCAAAUACCAGGAGCGUUGGGUAAGAAGCGUGUUCAGCGUGCUGCACAGCUGGCUGCUCGCAAUGGUUCUGAGGGAUCGGAAAAAGGCGGGCAGAAAAAGGUGAGCGCUGCUGCAGUUGAACGCUCGCGGAAAGCUAUCAGGGAUGCUGUCCAAGCGGCUGGCGGGAAAGCAGCGGCUGGGUCUGGCACUGCUAGCUUAGCCAAGCAUAUUAGCGGUGUAUCCUCACCACAGAAAACACCUCGCAGUCAUGGUACGGUUAGUCCUGUCAAGGCCAGUCCCAAGGCCAGUCCUGUCAGCUCUCGUAGAGCAUCGGCUUCGUCUCCGCACAAGGUGUCCUCGCCGGGUCAGAAUUCUCCCGGCCAGCUGAGAUCAGAGUUGAUGAUAGAUGAGUCCAGGAUUGUGCUGCGCGUCGCCGGUAUGAGUUCUCCUGCGAAGAUAUCCCCUACUGUAACGCGGUCACCUCCAGAAAUGGAGACUGUCCCUCCUCCUGUUAUUACUUCAGAGCCACCACUGAAACUCAGCAUUCGUCUUCCACCUCCACCGCCUGAGUUUGGCAAUGACACCAACAGUGCUUCAGAAAAGGUCAAGAAACACCACAAGAAACACAAGAAGCACAAGCGCCACCAUGAUUCGUUGGAGAUGGCACCAGCCGGGAAGAAAGCCAAGCUUCACUAGCUGUACUGUAUGGUGUCGCCUUGCCAGGCAUGUUACCUGCACUACCUCACCUUACUGAUGAUUUACUCAGGGUCUUUGUGUGUGUGUGUGUGUGUGUGUGUGUGUGUGUGUGUGUGUGUGUGUGUGUGUGUGUGUGUGUGUGUGUGUUUGCCAGUGUUGUUGUCAGUUCGUGUUUUCUCUAGUGUUGUUUUCUGUGCUAGACAAAGCCUCAUUUUUCAUGUCUUUAACGUUAUUUACUUCGUGCUGAAUUUAUCAUGCUUUUUAUUCUUACGCUGAUUGAAGAAACUUAACCUCCGAAAUACCCUGACUAUAAGUUUGUUGGAGCUGAUAUAGCUCACAAUCGUCUUGUCUCAUGAAAUCUAGCAAAGCUUAGCUCUCACGCCCACGAAAAACAUGCUGAUAUUUAAGCCUCAGAGUGCCACUCUGUCUUCAUAGUUCUGAUUGCAUAUCUCUGUUUUAUUUCCAUCAUUCUCCUACCAACAGUUCGAUUGGUUGUGUUCGAUCUUUAGAACUGAC